This is a messenger RNA of Pundamilia nyererei, 2000 nucleotides long. It is a transcript of the gene lrrc34, whose product is annotated as leucine rich repeat containing 34. The transcript has 7 exons. The record is from RefSeq and is a predicted model, not a curated record. Bases 93 to 698 code for a protein of 201 amino acids. Gene Ontology annotation, molecular function: protein binding. NCBI's taxonomy places the organism in Eukaryota, Metazoa, Chordata, Actinopteri, Cichliformes, Cichlidae.
AUCUGAGGUACAACAACAUAACAAAUGAAGGAGUUGAACACCUUGCUAAGCUCCUGCAAGAGGAGAAAUCAUCUCUGAGUUGUUUGGAUUUAAUGUUUAACGACAUCCAGGCCAAUGGAGCUCAAGUCCUCGCCAGCAGCCUGCAGGGUAACAGCACCCUGCUCUCUCUCAGGCUGUCAGGCAACAAGAUCGGGAGAGGAGGAGGUUUGGAACUGGCCAGCAUGCUGCAGGAGAACUGCGCGCUGCAGGAGCUGGAAGUGGUCGACUGCGACCUGGACACCAGCAGUAUUAUAGCGCUCAUCAUCAUGCUGAAGAAAAACAAGGCUCUUUGCUCUGUUGAUAUCAGCCGCCCGCUGCUCUUCAGCCAUCAGGAGGAGUGGGCAGUGCACUGCUCUAAGAUGCUGGCAGUGAAUAGCAGCCUGAUGGAGCUCCACCUGGGGAGGAUGGGGAUGACCGACACUGGGAUAGAGCAGCUCACUGAAGGCCUGGGGCGGAACCACAGCCUGCGCUACCUGGACCUGUGCAGCAACCGUGUGACCCGUGACGGUGCGUUUCAUCUCGCCAUGAUGCUGACGCAGAACAGGGCCCUGGAGAUUUUAGAUCUGUCAUCCAAUCAGAUUGGAGAUGGUGGAGCUGGGUACCUGAGCAAAGCCAUCACCUGUCCGCGCAGCACCCUCAAAGAGAGCAAAGGGGUGUAACCCAGCUGAUACCUCGGCGCUCUGAUGACACCAACAGAAGUCACUCAGCCCCCGUAAACAGAGAUAAACCACACAGUUUAUCCCUGUGGAAAGAAAAUUACCACCAUGAAGCAGCCAAAAAGACGACAACAAAGUUACAGUGGGGACAGACCCUUUAGCUGUGAUCAGUGUGGGAAGUCUUUUAAUCAAAUUAGUCACUUAAAAACACAUCAGCCCAUCCAUGCUGGAGUUAGACCAUUCAGCUGUGGCGAGUGUGGAAAGUCUCAGACUGUGACAAGCGAAUCCCCUACACGACCACAUAGUUCGCUCUUUCUAACAGUUCUUUAUCCGGUUGCUCGUUCGUACAAUACUCGGUUGCUUUUCAGCUGCAACCCCACUCACAACAACAACCUCAGGUCCCGACACGUCUUAUGCAGCAGAGGCGUGAUGAACUGAUGGAGCUGCAGUCUGUCAGCCUCCCCUGCAGCUGUGCCACAAACCAGUCCCCGCUGCACAGACCCUAUCUGGGAAACUGGUUCCAGAGCCUGAAGCAGUAUCUCUGAUUCUGUUCUGAUGUCCCGAUUGUAAUCAAACUGCAACGAAAAGCAUUAAACCGUCUGUCAGCUGAGUUGUUGUGGCAUGAAUGUUCAUCAUGAAUUGUUGAAAAAUUGUAGCAACAAAGUCUUUUAAGUAUUUUUGUAAUGGCUGAACGCAGUUUUUGCACAAUUGAAAACGAGUGGGAGAUGUAACAAAGGUGAAUCUUUAUUUAGGCUGUUGUCUGACUGCAGAAUUACAAAGUCCAAGUGCAGAAUGAUAAAGUUCAUGAGAUUAAAAAGCAAAUUAAUUCCACUGUCCUUCAUAAACUGAAGACACCACCAUUUAAACACAGAAAGUCAACAAAACAGGUGAAGAUGAUCAAUGACAAUGAGAGAGGAGAGGGACGUAAAACUAAACAUGAAAUGUUUCUGACAGUUGACCGCCAAAAUAAAUUGGGACAUAUCCGGUGUGAAUAUCGAACUCAACAGGGAAACAGACACAGGGAUAAACCCCACGGAAUAAAGACUCCAAACAUGCUCAAGAACAAAAGAAGAGUAUUAUACGAUACCGUAAACACCUAACAAAGAGUUCAACAUUGUAAAACUCAAGGUCAGUCCCAGAGGACCCGUCCCAGCUGGUCACAUUGUACAAAUGUUUGGACAAAUUUACUUGUAAUCAGAAGGUUUUUCAGACCUGAUUGCGUUUUUCUUCCCUAGUGCUCUUUUGAAAUCUCUCUCUGAUGAUUUUUAAUUUGAGAUCAGAUAACUCAGGCUUUCUGCUCCCUAC